This is a messenger RNA of Aspergillus vadensis CBS 113365, 891 nucleotides long. RefSeq names its product high-affinity Cu transporter CTR3. The record is from RefSeq and is a predicted model, not a curated record. Gene Ontology annotation, biological process: copper ion transmembrane transport. The transcript has 3 exons. Lineage: Eukaryota; Fungi; Ascomycota; Eurotiomycetes; Eurotiales; Aspergillaceae. Gene Ontology annotation, cellular component: membrane. Gene Ontology annotation, molecular function: copper ion transmembrane transporter activity. Bases 228 to 821 code for a protein of 197 amino acids.
UCCUCACUGCUGGUUCUUCUCUUCUCCAGGAUACUCUUAAUCUGUAUCUACUACAGUCCUUACCAACUAGCCUUUCCAUCUUCUAUUCAUUCACCUCACUCAUCAACCCUCAAACACCAUAGACAACAUGAAUAUGACCACAGAAACCACCACAUCAGCCAUCAUGAGCACCAGCACCACUACCACCAUGGCCAUGGCCAUGGCCUCUACCAACUGCAAGAUCUCAGAUGCUCUGGAACUGGAACACCAUGGACGCUUGCUUCAUCUCCUCAUCCUGGCACAUUACCUCCCCAAGCAUGUUCGCCGGCUCCUGCAUCGGAGUCGUCUUCCUCGUCAUAUGUCUAGAAUUCCUCCGUCGAGUUGCCAGCGAAUACGACGCGUUUAUCAUCAACCGCGCCAGACUCAAGGCCCAAUCUCUAGAUACUGAUCAACCCAGCAUUCCAGUCCUUAAUGACCGCUCCACAGACAAACCCGUCAAAAGACCCAUCCCAUGGAUACCUUCAGGCUCACUUUCAGCCCUACCUCCUGUUCCGGAAUCAGUAGAAGAGGAGGAAGAAGAUAAUGAACCAAUGCCUAAUGCGCCAGUAACUACACCACACCUUAGUAUACACCCCGAGAACCAAUCAAAAUUCAUCUUCAGACCCAGCCACACCGAGCAACUCAUUCGAGCCACAUUGCAUGUGCUGCAGUUUGCAGUGGCGUACUUUGUGAUGCUGCUGGGGAUGUACUACAAUGGGUAUAUUAUUCUUUGUAUCUUUGUUGGGGCGUUUGUGGGGUUUUUGCUCUUUUCGUGGGGUAGGGAUCUUGGUACUAGGGAGUGAGUUUCUUUUUUCUUUCUGAUUACUAGGUUAUAUUGCUGUUAUGGUUUGUUGGUGAGUGAGUGACUGACUG